Messenger RNA from Ochotona curzoniae (black-lipped pika), 5035 nucleotides. It is a transcript of the gene PRKAR2A, whose product is annotated as protein kinase cAMP-dependent type II regulatory subunit alpha. Gene Ontology annotation, molecular function: cAMP-dependent protein kinase regulator activity. NCBI's taxonomy places the organism in Eukaryota, Metazoa, Chordata, Mammalia, Lagomorpha, Ochotonidae. Gene Ontology annotation, biological process: regulation of protein phosphorylation. Gene Ontology annotation, cellular component: cAMP-dependent protein kinase complex. Bases 182 to 1390 code for a protein of 402 amino acids. The transcript is spliced from 11 exons. The record is from RefSeq and is a predicted model, not a curated record.
UGGCCCCUAGGAACCCACACACCCGGUCCUAGAGCGGCUGGACGCGGGGAAGGCCAGGGCCGGGGGAGGGGCGCGGGGCGCGCGUGAGGAGACCUCGCGGGCGCCACGCGAGAGGCCGGCGUGAGAGAAGGCGUUUGCUGCCGGUGGCCCGAAGCGGCCGGUGCCCGCGGUUCCCGCCGGCAUGAGCCACAUCCAGAUCCCGCCGGGGCUCAUGGAGCUGUUACAGGGCUACACGGUGGAGGUGCUGCGGCAGCAGCCGCCUGACCUCGUCGAGUUCGCCUUGGACUACUUCACCCGGCUGCGCGAGGCCCGCGACCAAGCCUUCGUCCCGUCCGCCGCCCCGCCUUCAGAGUUACACGAGCCGGCGGAGCCCAGCCCCGGCCCGACGGCCGACGAGAAUGCCAACAGCGACUCCGAAGACGACGUGGACUUGGAAGUUCCUGUGCCUAGCAGAUACAACAGACGAGUAUCAGUCUGUGCUGAGGCCUAUAACCCUGAUGAAGAGGAAGAAGAUACUGAUCCCAGGGUGAUUCAUCCUAAAACUGAUGAACAGAGAUGCAGACUUCAAGAAUCUUGCAAGGAUAUUCUCCUUUUCAAAAAUCUUGAUCAGGAACAGCUUUCUCAAGUUCUUGAUGCCAUGUUUGAAAGGAUAGUCCAAGUUGAUGAACAUGUCAUUGACCAAGGAGAUGAUGGGGACAACUUUUAUGUCAUCGAAAGGGGCACCUAUGACAUUUUGGUAACAAGAGAUAAUCAGACACGCUCUGUUGGUCAGUAUGACAAUCGAGGGAGUUUUGGAGAACUGGCUCUGAUGUAUAACACCCCAAGAGCUGCUACCAUUGUCGCUACUUCUGAAGGCUCCCUUUGGGGACUGGACCGGGUGACUUUUAGAAGAAUCAUAGUGAAAAAUAAUGCAAAGAAGAGGAAGAUGUUUGAAUCAUUUAUCGAAUCUGUGCCCCUCCUUAAGUCACUAGAGGUAUCAGAACGAAUGAAGAUUGUUGAUGUCAUUGGGGAGAAAGUCUAUAAGGAUGGAGAGCGCAUAAUUACUCAGGGUGAAAAGGCUGAUAGCUUUUACAUCAUCGAGUCUGGCGAAGUGAGGAUCUUGAUUAAAAGCAAGACUAAAUCAAGCAAGGAUGGUGGGAACCAGGAAGUUGAGAUUGCCCGCUGCCACAAGGGGCAGUACUUUGGAGAGCUGGCACUGGUCACCAACAAACCGAGAGCUGCUUCAGCGUAUGCAGUUGGAGAUGUCAAAUGCUUAGUUAUGGAUGUGCAAGCAUUUGAGAGGCUUCUAGGGCCCUGCAUGGACAUCAUGAAGAGGAACAUCUCACACUAUGAGGAACAGCUGGUGAAGAUAUUUGGCUCCAGCAUGGAUCUAAUCGACCCUGGGCAAUAGAUGUGCCACAUGCUAGAGCCUUCUCAAUGUGACACCAAAACCUUCCGGUCAGCCACAGAACACACACGGAAAACAGACAUGACAGAACGGUUCCUGCUGUUACCACCUCCGCUGCCAUUGCUGUGGCUAUGGGCAUUUAGAAAACUUGAAAAGUCAGUACUGAAGGAUGGACAGAGGUUUGACCCACACCUCCAUUUUGCUUCUGAAAGCCCAUUGUUAGACCACUUUUAAUGAUUCCUCCAGCCCAGUUUUCUCAUCUUUGGUUCAAAAUGGCAUGUCUCUCCAACAAGUUAAGUGCCUGAUACAAAGUCCAAAGCAUAAACAGUCUCCUUCCUCUCUUGCUGCUAUUACUGCUGUAGGAAGUUAUCACAACGUCUGCAGAGACCUGUUGUGUCUUUCUCAAGGGAGGAAAUGCUGUAGCCUUCAAUCUUUUCAUUCGUCCUUUGAGAAAGUUGACCUUUGUUCACAGUUCCACCUUGGAAGUUUUGUGAUGGAAGAUGGCAGAUGGGAUAGAGGUUUGUGUUCCAGGCACACUGCACUGUCUGCUGACAGCUGCUCACAGGCUCAGCUGUCUCUAAACCCAGAAGGACAGCUUCCCAAAGCAGACGGAUAGGUCCAUGGGACCCAUGUUGGAGCAGAAAAGUUUGGGUUCAGCAUAUUUUACAGGUAAUAAAGAGUGAGGAAGGGUUUCUGGGUUAGGAGUUGUUUUCUAAUGUGUUUUGUAGGUUUUUGUUUUGAUUUGUUGUUUAACCUCUGUGCAGUUUGCAUGAGUGAUUUGCUGUCCAUUUAUAAAGAGCCAGGAUCUAGAGGUGCCGUCACUUUGUCCAACCCAAAUACUUUCCUGGGCAACUCCUGCCGUUUCGUGUUUCUAGUUGCUCCACCUGCUAACAGCAGUGUGUUGCAAGAGGCUGUGCUACACUGAGCCCUUUCCUUCUGCUCCAGGGUUACGGUAUAGCUUCAGGAGCCUUCAGUUUGUAAAUUUUUAAAGAUCUUAUUCAAAUUAAAGAAAAUUUUUCUCUAUGGAAUUCUCCUUAGACAUACCCAUUCUAUGUGGUGUUUGUCAGUUGACCUAGACGUUCAACCUAAAGAUGAAUUCUGUAACUUUCAAAAAUUGGCAUCAUUUGUAAUUUCAUAGAAUUCAAGUUUUUUCUGAUUAAGAUGUUUAGAUAGUUGGGAUCCUAAUUGUUAAUCCCAGUAAAAGGUAACUUAGCCUAUAUCUAAGACCUUUUUAACCUUUUAAUUAUAACAGGUAGCAUUUCUGAUGGGUUGUGCUAAUUAGUUGGUAUGUUUCAGAGUGAAUUUUUUUUCUUCUGAAUCAUUUGGAAUCCUAGGAGCAGUAUAAAAUUUACAUACAGCUAUAUUUAAAUAUAGCUAAAUUUGUGUUAAAUCAAGAGGCCCUUUCUAAUAUGAUUUUCUGUUUCUUUUUAACUUGCAUCACUCAAUAAAUCCCUGAGAAAUUACAUGCUGGAGCUUGGGUCAUUCCUGUGUGGGUAAUGAUGGAGCCCAGUGAGCUGCCAUUGUCUGUAUACUGGGCUUUCAGCUUUUGCCAAGGAUUCUGUGGCCAAGAGAUUUCCAGAAUGGAUAGUCCACCACACCUUGGUAAUUCUUCAUUUUUUUUCCCUUGUACUCCACCCAUGAAAUGAAAGCAGAAAGACUCUUUAGAAUGCCAUAAGUAGCCUACAUUGCAACUCUCAGAAUCGUGAAAGAUUGUAAAACUCCAAAACAGGCAGCUAGCACUGGGAAAGCCUGUGUGGUGAUCCCACAUUUUCCUAAGGUUCUUCUUUUCUAUAGUGUUGCUUUGUUAUCUGACAGAUUCAGAUUGCAAGUCUUCUACUCUGACAAGAACCACAGGUUUCUUACAGAGCAUCAGGUGCAUUGGACUUCAGGAGUGAUGUCAAGGUUCAGUCCCAGACCCUAUGAGCUGUUUGAACACUGAGCAGAUGUUCCCUCCCCAGACCCUGAUACCAGCAUUAAUUAGGGUUGGCAUUAAUUUGAUGCCAGAUGAAUGGCAUGCAAGCUGUACUGUAGGCUUCUAGGUGUGGGCCCUCUCAUUGCCUGUUUUUACACAUCCCAGUCUAGUCUUUCCCUUUGCAGGACCCUCCUUGAUGCCCCCAAUAGUGGUGAUUUUUUCAGAGCAGCGUUUGUCAGGUUUAAGUCCUGCUCUAACUACUGAUUAACAUCUAGAUCAUCAGUCCAGACCUUUGGGUUCAAGACUGAGGAAUAAAGACUUUAAAGGGACAAGUAUGAGUAAAAUAGGACAGCCAUUACCACAGCACCAGAAUCUGAUAGUGUUCAGUUAUCUUUGAGAAUUAGGAAUUAAAAGGGGCAGGCCAAUUUCAGCGUAGGGCUGUGGUGUCCACAUUGUACCAGGGAAUCCUUGCACUGAUAGUUGAGCCUCAUAAGAAGGAACAUAUAUUGGGAAGAAAUGCCUCUAAGAUCAACUGUUUUCAUGUUCUCCUCCGUGGCUUAGGCCCUCAGGCCUCCUUUUCUGGCUUUGUUGAUUUUUGGAUGGCAAAGAAAAUUCUUAAAAAGCCUGGAGGUCCAGUCUGCAGUGUUCUCCUUCCUUUUGGCCCCCAACUCAUCCCAUCCACUCUUGACUGACUUCUCAGAAGGUGUGGUUUCCAUUUCUUGUCCUGGUAGUAUCUGCAUUUGUAAUUGCUGUAGAUGAUCUCAGAGACUAGGAUUGAGCCUUUCUCGGAGCAGCUUAAUGAGCAGAUUCAGCAGCAAAGUGGCAAGGACAGGCGAUGCUCCUACUCGGAUUUCCCAGGCUCUCUGCUCACAGCAGUGUGGUCAGUAAAAGGUGCUACUGGCACCCAGCAGCACCCUGGGCAUGCAGCAUUUCAUGUUGUGUCACAGUAUGCCAACCGUCCCCGCAGUGAGAAAAAGAAAAUGCACAGUGAAGAAAAAAAAAGACCCAUGAAUGUCAUCUUUUUAUUUGUUUGUUUGUUUUUUCAGUUGGCUGAAGUUGGAAUUUUUGUUCCUGACAUGCACUUGUAAACCAAUCUUGCCAAGAUAUAGGUUGUUCUGGUUUUUCACUACGGUUACCUCUUGUUCCUCCUGUCCUGACUGCUGACAUUCUUCAAUGAUUCUAAUGUCUGUUUUAUGGGGAGCAGCCUUCUCAUGGGUUUCCUUUUACACACUGCAGGGCUAUCUUUAUACUUUAAACAAACAAACAAACAAAAAAAGGACAAAAAUUGUCACUAACCUCAUGGGGGAUUUGCAGAAAAUCAUUUAGCCCAAUUGGAGCAAAGGGUAGAUUUCUCAUUGUUUUUUUUAAAGCUCAUUGUAAUUGUAAUAAAAGGAAUCAGAGUCACCAUUAUUGUGCUACCUCAGUGGUAAAAAAAAAUGUUUUAAGGUCUUCUUUGGGACCUGAGUUUCACGCGUAGUGUUUAAAAUGUGUUUCAGUUGGAAUUAUUUGUUAAAUCAUUGGGGUGAGUCUUAUUUUAACCUGUUUUACACUUGUAUUUUAAUCUCAGAAGAACAAGUGAUUAGAAAGUGAUCAAUUCUUGCUCUGUAGUAUUAACUUACUAUUAAAAGUCAUUAAGAGUUAAAAUCAUUGUCGUAAACAAGGCUGGGUUUUUUAAAAGGAAACCGCAGGGCUCAGCUUCACUUUCAGUUAAUAAAGGCUGACAAAUCUUGUCUGAA